Molecule: messenger RNA, 509 nt
Organism: Danio rerio (zebrafish)
Lineage: Eukaryota; Metazoa; Chordata; Actinopteri; Cypriniformes; Danionidae
Source: RefSeq, a predicted model, not a curated record
AAGGUUUUAAAUGAGAAAUGGUUGUUCGCUGCUACUCCUAAUGUGCUUUGUGUGUGUCCAGGAUCGGGACUCUGGUGGGGCCACUCCUCUCCAUCUGGCGGCGCGGUUCGGGAGGGUUGAGGCUGUAAACUGGCUGCUGGUUCAUGGUGCUGAAGCAGAAGUGGAGACAAACUGCGGUGCCCUUCCUGCCCACUACGCCGCAGCAAAGGGUGACCUCACCUGCUUGAAGCUGCUGAUUGGUCGAGCACCAGGGAGUAUUAAUCGACAGACAAAUAUGGGUGCCACACCAUUGUAUCUGGCCUGCCAGGAGGGCCAUCUGCAUGUUGUGGAGUUUUUGGUGAAAGACUGCCAAGCUGACGUGCAUCUGAGAGCCCAAGAUGGCAUGACACCACUGCAUGCUGCAGCUCACAUGGGCCAUCAUUCACUGGUGGUGUGGCUGGUGGGUUAAACAUUCACCCUCUACAUUUCAGCUAUUUUCAUGCACAUUUUAGAAUAUCAAAUAAUAAUCA